GGGGUUCCCGUCUGGUAUCAGUAAGGAGAAUGUUAAAAAAAGGGAGACUUCACAAUGCUGCAAUCAGGAAACCUGGUGGCCAGUGUCUGGUUUGACAACAAGCCAGUGACAUUUCUGUCGACAAAUGCAGACCCUACUACACUACAUGAGGUGCGUCGCAAAAAUAAAGAUGGUAGUGAGAGAGUUCAACUGGCCCCUUCUGUUGUGAAAAUGUACGGCGACAAUAUGAAUGCUGUGGAUAGAGCUGAUCAACUCCGUAUGCAGUACACCUGUGCCAGAAAGUGCUACAAAUGGUGGAAUUAUGUUUUCUUCUUCUUGCUUGAUACAGCCCUUGUGAAUUCUUUCAUUCUUAUGAAGGAGUCUCCAAGUCACCAGAGGAAAACCAGAACUGGCAGAGUGAAGCAUCUUACCCAGCUGGAAUUCAGAGAAAGGCUAUGUAAACAGUUAAUUGGUGAUACACGUUCUGUCAGAAAACGACGACAUGUGAUACAGCAUGAUGUGACAGGUCUUUCCUAUUCUCAUAUGCCAGUUAAGGUAAAGGUGAACAGGUGUCGCCAGUGUGGAAAGGUGAAAAUCAGGAAGGAAUCGAGUUUUGGAUGCCGACAAUGUGGGGUAAACCUGUGCGUUUUGUGCUUUGAACCAUUUCACAAGGAUUUAGUCCCUGUCACACAGGAAGAGUAGACACCAAGACCUGUACUUACAUAUAUAUCAUAUAUAAUUGAGAUUGUUUGUAAAUUUAUUUUGAAAUGUUGGAAAUUUGUCACAUUCAUGAUUUUCAAUAUCAAUGACAAUAUCCAGUAUUUAUAACUUGUACAGUAUUUGAACUGUACUGUAGUUGAAUAUUUUCAUGUUACAGUGGAGACCGCUUAUUAUGAUAUUCUAUUUUCCAAAGAAAAAUAUUAUAAUAAACAGGAUAUUAUAAUAACCGAGCAAGCAAUUAUAUACCACUUGAACCAGAAGUUAGGCCAAUUUUCAUUGUUAAAUGUACUUUGAGGUCAAUAAGUAUAAGGAUUUAUAUCAUCACAUGUAUACAGAGUCAUUUUCAAUUGUAUAAAGUUAACUAACUCUAGAUUUAAGUAUUUUUUAGAGAAUUUUUUCUCCGAAAAAUCAUAUUAAAAUAGAGUUUUGCAACAUAUUAAAAUAAUUAAACGGAGCGACAAGAUUUUUCUUAAUUAAAAUUUUAAUUGAUUUAGAAAAAUUGUGCAGAUUAGAUUUAAAGCCAUAUUGCUACAUUCCUGUGAUAAGGUGCACACAAUAAUCCGGUUCAUUUUUGAAUAUUUGCAUUGUUUAUUUGUUAUGUUAUUCUUGGAUUGUUUAUUUGUGGUAUUCAUCAAAUGAUACUAACAAAAACAUGUUGAAUAUAAAAGCUUGUUCUGUUA
Pecten maximus is the source of this 1379-nucleotide messenger RNA. RefSeq lists its product as uncharacterized. Lineage: Eukaryota; Metazoa; Mollusca; Bivalvia; Pectinida; Pectinidae. Bases 55 to 681 code for a protein of 208 amino acids. The record is from RefSeq and is a predicted model, not a curated record. The transcript is spliced from 2 exons.